AUGGCCUCCUCCCCAUCCCCCGCCCCGGCGGCGGCUCCCACAAACCCCAAAAUAGCCAAAAUCAUCACCCGCCUCCAAUCCAAAAUCACCCCCGGCAUGCCCUUCGAGGCCCAAUACGAAGCCGCCCAAGAGACCCGACUCGUCGCGGCCCGGUACACCAAAUCGCAAAACUAUACCGCCGCCAUCGACAUUCUGUCCUCUGUCUCCCAGUCCCUCCUCAAGACAGGUCCAACAGGCGGCGGCAGUGGGGGCGAUCUCGCUAUCUUGCUGGUGGAUGUUUACAAGCAGGCUGGGCUGAAGGUGGACGCUACAAGCAAGGGGAGGGUGUUGACCUGUUUGAGGCUGUUUGACCCCGCCGAGCCGAACAGGAAGAAGUUUGUGAAGGAUGUGGUCGAGUGGUCAAAGAAGUACUCGGACUACCCCGCCGGCGACCCAGAACUUCACCACGUCAUCGGCUCCAUGUUGGCAGAGGAAAAAGAGAGCCUCGACGAGGCGGAGCGCCAUUUGAUCCUCGGCACCACGAAAGACUCCCCUCCUGUCCUUGCGCAGUUGGAGUAUGAAUGGUACAAGCAGGAUGAAACCCACACCGCGCCCCUUUACUGCGCCAGGGCAGUCCUUCCGUACCUGUUGAUGGCCAACCUCAAGGCGGCGACCACGUGCUACAAGGUGUUUACUUCACAGCUCGCCGCCGAGAACCCGUCUUUGGCUGUGCAAGAUGUUGGCGAGACCAAGAUCUUCCCUAGCCUGCCGCUCAUGAACUUUUUGGGGCUGUUGAUUGUGGCGGUGCAGAAGGGGAACAACCCAGAGGUGUUUAGGCAGUUGAAGGGGAAGUACAUGCCCACGAUCAAGGAGGCCACGGACGGGGUGUGGGACACGGCGCUGGAGCUGAUUGGGGAGAUGUACUUUGGGAUUCAGAGACCGAGGCAGAGCAACCCGCUGUUUGACAUGAUGGGGAGCUUCUUGGGGAUGCCGGGUGGUGGUGGUGGGAGUGGUGGGAGACCGAUGGCGAGGAGGGUGGAGGCUGCGCCGGCUGCGGAGGGGCUGGAUUAA
Podospora anserina S mat+ is the source of this 1050-nucleotide messenger RNA. RefSeq lists its product as uncharacterized. The transcript is spliced from 2 exons. Gene Ontology annotation, biological process: protein insertion into ER membrane. Bases 1 to 1050 code for a protein of 349 amino acids. Gene Ontology annotation, molecular function: protein binding. The record is from RefSeq and is a predicted model, not a curated record. Gene Ontology annotation, cellular component: cytosol; TRC complex. NCBI's taxonomy places the organism in Eukaryota, Fungi, Ascomycota, Sordariomycetes, Sordariales, Podosporaceae.